AUGUCAACAAGUCCUGCUUCCCCAAGAGUUGUUGCACGGCAAGCGUGUGAUAUAUGUCGUAUCCGGAAACGAAAAUGCACAUUCAACUCCCAGGACAACAUAUUUUGGACAAACACAUCAGAGUCCUCCAUGGUAUGCGACAACUGCAAAAAGUCAGACUUGCAGUGUACAUUUCAUAUACCAUCAAAAGUACGAGGCCCAAAGAGGAAAACCGACUACCAAUUCAUCGUUCAAGGGUCGUCGGCACUUUCGGAAACAAACGAGGGCCCGAGUCCAAGUCCAUCAAACUCGUUCGCAGCAUCCGGAAGUUCUAUUGCAUCCUACGCAGAGCCUUUUGACUCGCUUGGAAGCUGCAUACUUCCGUUCGCGACUGAUGUGUUGUUCUCUCGAGAUCUUGUUCGCUUCAUCCUCAGCGACUAUCUUACAUACGUUUAUCCGUUGAUCCCUGUCAUUCAUCGCCCAUCGUUUAAAGUAGAUCUUGAAGCGAAUCGAGAUUUAUACGAUGAGGACUUCCUCGCUUUACUCAUCUCCCUAUGCGCAGCUACAGUCGCGCUGCUACCAUCAAGGUUCCAAAUAUAUCGCGACUUUUCAAGUCCACUGCCGUUUCAGACACGUUCAGAGAUGACAGGGUGCUGUUACAAGAUCAAUCAGAGCUUUCGAAGCACGACAUAUUUUGACACGGUUAGUCAUCAGAAAUGGGCGAGUAGUUUUCUUCUUGGUGUCGCGUUUCAUCAAACAGGCAAUAACAAUCUGUGGAGAAUGCUUGAGGUGGAAUCCAUGCAACUCUUACGUCUAUUGGUGGUGCAGAAGGUCUCAAGCUACGCUGGCUUGGACGCCAUUGAGGUCCAACUUCGCAAAAAGGCCUUUUGGUUGAUGUUCUAUGGCUAUGUGCAUCAGAUGCAUAACUUACGCAACGAGCGUCUAACCUUUCUCGACCCUGUACUAUCAUGCGAGAUAAAUUUCAAGGACCUCAUGCCAGCUCCUCUCGAUGACGAAUAUAUAUCAACCAGUGGAAUCUUGCCAUGUCCUGAGUCUGAAAUCUCCCAGUCUCUAACCUCGGGAUUCAACGUCCACUCGCGGAUCUUCUUGGCAGCUUUAAAAUCUGCCGGAUCUGAUGCUCAACGGCAUUGCAUCUGUAAUCACGUCAAAGAUCCCGCAUUACGUUUAACAUCUCUACGAGAGAGACUAUAUCACCUCAAGUACAUCCUCAACUCGAUAUUACCAGCGUACAGACCGUGGAAUAAGUCGGUUACGCCCACCAUACCAUUCGAUGCAGUUGAUUUGGCCAACUUCCAGCGCGACGUGAUUCGUGCCAACAUACAUGUCACACAUCUGUGGCUUCAGGUCAUGCUACUUGAUCAAAUUGAUGCACUUGGCAACCAGAGUGAUGAUUCCACAAGGCCACAAGACUUGGUACUGUGUGACGAGCGUGAAGACAUCUCACGUCAAUUUCUCGAUCUUUUGAACUCUCUUGGGCAGCCCAGUGUGGAACCCAAUGGUCUUUCAUUGAUGUUCCUUCACGCUAACACAAGAUUCACAGGUUUAUAA
This is a messenger RNA of Fusarium graminearum PH-1, 1548 nucleotides long. RefSeq lists its product as uncharacterized. Gene Ontology annotation, biological process: DNA-templated transcription; regulation of DNA-templated transcription. The coding region runs from base 1 to 1548 and encodes 515 amino acids. NCBI's taxonomy places the organism in Eukaryota, Fungi, Ascomycota, Sordariomycetes, Hypocreales, Nectriaceae. The record is from RefSeq and is a predicted model, not a curated record. The transcript has 2 exons. Gene Ontology annotation, molecular function: DNA-binding transcription factor activity, RNA polymerase II-specific; DNA binding; zinc ion binding.